Messenger RNA from Striga hermonthica, 1245 nucleotides. Lineage: Eukaryota; Viridiplantae; Streptophyta; Magnoliopsida; Lamiales; Orobanchaceae. The record is from the annotation of a GenBank genome assembly.
AUGGCGUCUUACGGUUGCAGAAUUCCUGCCAGACCCCUCGUAAACAGAUCGAAGACAUCUUCUUUCUCACGAUUCUCAUCCGUGAAUACCCGUUUCCUUCCCUCCAAUUCACUCCGUCAGUUUCGUGCAAUGGCGACCAUUUCCGACGUCUCCACGCCAUUCAAGAAAGUCCAGAUUGAGAGAGAUAACUCGACAUUCGCCGCCUAUGUCAUUGGGAGAGAUGACGCACCGGGGAUUGUUGUGCUUCACGAAUGGUGGGGUGUUGAUUUUGAGAUCAAGAAUCAUGCCCAAAAGAUUACCCGGUUCGAUAAGGGUUACAAAGCAUUGAUACCAGACUUGUACAGGGGGAAGGUUGGUCUAGGUGCUGCUGAAGCUCAACACUUGAUGGAUGGUCUUGACUGGAAAGGUGCGGUGAAGGAUAUUGAAGCCUCUGUCAACUGGCUCAAGGAAAAAGGUUCUAAGAAGGUUGGUGUUACUGGGUUUAGCAUGGGUAGUGCCCUAGCUAUUGCAAGUUCUGUAUUGGUCCCGGGGGUUGAUGCUGUGGCAUCAUUUUAUGGAGUGCCUUCGCCUGAGCUUGCGGACGUCACCAAAGCUAAGGCACCCGUGCAGGCUCACUUUGGUCAACGUGAUACCUUUGCUGGUUUUUCGGAUGUUGAGACAGCAAAACGUUUCACAUUUGAAGUGAGGGUUGUCGAACAUGAGGUGUUCAUUUAUAAGAGAGUCGGGCACGCCUUCAUGAACAGGUCCCCUGAAGGGAUUGAGAGAAUGAGAAGGAUGGGAAUAAAUGAUGAAAAUGCUGAAGCACCGUAUCCCCGCGAACAAAGAAGAUCUUGGUUGUUUUCUCGGAGGCCUUUAUGUCGUCGGCUCUCUCCGGAAUUUAAUCUCCCCUUCGCACCGCCGCGCCGCGCCAAAAUCUUCCUCCCGGUCGAAAUCUGCACGCCUCCGUUCGUGCCCCUCGGCCCGCUCGUGCUCCGCGCGCCUCAGCUCCUCUUACCGCUCGCGCUCGUGUUGACGCUCCUCCGCCCGCUGCGUUCGACCCUGGAGAUCAAACCGCCUAACCUUCAAUCAUCUCUGCCUUCAACGAAGCGAGAAGAAAGGCGCCCGCCCAAGCGGCAGUGCUUCCACAGGUCAGCUGCAAUUGGUGGUUUCAGAUCUAGCAAAAUCCGGCAGUGCUUCCACAGGUCAGCUGCAAUUGGUGGUUUCAGAUCUAGCAAAAUCCGACUUGCGGGUAGAUUUUUAGGAUAG